This is a messenger RNA of Lobosporangium transversale, 1031 nucleotides long. RefSeq lists its product as hypothetical. Lineage: Eukaryota; Fungi; Mortierellomycota; Mortierellomycetes; Mortierellales; Mortierellaceae. The record is from RefSeq and is a predicted model, not a curated record. Gene Ontology annotation, molecular function: 2 iron, 2 sulfur cluster binding. The transcript is spliced from 6 exons. The coding region runs from base 57 to 1031 and encodes 324 amino acids.
ACCUCCAGUGCGCACAUUCUUAUUCCACAAUUCAUUUUUAUUAUUUUGAAAACAUCAUGGGAAAGAAAAACAAUAUGGGGGGAGGAUCCAUCUUUGCUGCUUACAUGGCUGCUCUACCAGAACAAGCAGUCAAUUCGGUAGACGAAGAAAAAUACUUGCCAGAUUCAAUGAAAGCAUCAACCCUUCUAGAGCAAAUUGGAGCCGAAAGGUCAUGGUCUCCAAGAGAUAUUGAACGGGAUGUGGCCAUUUUGGAUAGAAACAGACUCUACACUAUCAAAGAUCUACGGAUCCUCUCACCUCAGAGCUGGAAGGAAAUUGAAUUACUCCCAAUUGUUAAGGACCUAUUGCGUCAAGCAGUCAAUCCAGCAGUUGAUUAUUACAAGCUAAAGAAAGAGAAGAAAAAGGCUAAAAAAGAAAAGAAGAAGCGCAAGCUACAGGAAAAACAGUUAAAAAAGAUGGAGAAAAUGAAUUUAAAGGAUAGGGAUGAUGGAGUGACAAAUGAUAAUGAACAAACCACUAGUGCUGGUGUUGAUGCUGGUGAUAGUGAAUUAUCAGAGACCAAACAACCUGCAGAAGGAUUAGUUACUAUUCACAAGGCGGGAAAGGAAAAAUCGCUUAAGGAUAAAGACAGGAGUAAGGGCGAUGGAGACUCCUCAUCAUCUUCUUCCUCCUCUUCCUCCUCGUCCUCUUCUUCCUCCUCUUCAGACUCUGAGGUAGAGAUGGAAGCCAAGAAACCCAAGAUGUCAGCCAGUCAAUUACCCAUGCUCAAGACGCCCGGUAAUUCGGCGCUGCUCCCAGGUCCAGGUCGGAUCCAGCCUAUGGGCAAUCGUAUUCGUGUUACAGCAGGCAACGGAACCACAUACGAGGUGGACCGAUACUGCCCACAUAAACAUGUUGAUCUUGCCACGAAGGGCGUUGUCGUGGGUAAUACACUCUACUGUAACAAACAUAACUGGGCAUUUGCGCUAGAUAAUAGGGGCUACUGCAGCAAACACGGCGCCACCAUUAAUGCAUGCAAAGUCGAUUGGUAG